Molecule: messenger RNA, 1212 nt
Organism: Neurospora hispaniola
Lineage: Eukaryota; Fungi; Ascomycota; Sordariomycetes; Sordariales; Sordariaceae
Exons: 2
Coding region: 438-1109 (223 amino acids)
Molecular function (GO): acyltransferase activity, transferring groups other than amino-acyl groups
Source: RefSeq, a predicted model, not a curated record
CUCCACCAUUGAUCUUCGCUAUUGCCUCCAUUGUUUUCUUCGUUUAUUGUGAAUGCGGAUUCUAGCGCGCAUGAAGAGGCAUUGAAUCCAUCCAUGGUUGGCAAAUGGCGACGCGCGUCAGCGUCUGCUGUGUGGUUGAAUGGUAAGGCUAACAUGGCUGAAUCGACGCAGUUGGCGAUCCCAAUCACGGUGAUAGCAGUAUAGUCUAUCUCUAGCCGUGAUGAAUGUGCCAUUUUCCCCCCAGUGAACCAAGUUUUAUGUGAUAUGUAUAUCGAAAACUCCAUUGCGCCCAAUCUGGAUUCGAUCCCAACAGACAUCCUGAAUCCAUACAACCGACGGACGUAUCCUACUUGCAACCAGUAAUACUAUACGCCUAGUAGCCGCCGAUAAUCGACAGAAAUCAGUAUCACUACAUAUCACCAGAUCGUAUCUUCAAAAUGCCCUUCGCCGUCCUCCCCGCCCUCAUCCCCGACAUCAAGCCCCUCUACGACACUUACUUUUCCGCCUUCACCGCCGACCCCGACGGGCGCCAAAUUCUCGAAAUCCUAUUUCCCGACGGCUACACCUCCGACGAGUUCCGCAAGGCGCACACCGAAGGGACCCUAGCAUGGCUGCACAAAGCCGAGUCGCAGUACACCUGGAAGUGCGUCGACGUAGCCACCGGCGAAAUCGUCGGCAUGGCGCUCUGUGACGUGUUUAUCCAGCCCAAGGCAACAAAAGAGGAGCGGGCCUAUCCUGGGAUCCCCUGGCUGGCGGGCGAGCAGCGGGAGAGGGCGGAUCAGAUCCUGGGACCGCUUUGUGAGGCGAGGGAGAAGGUCAUGGGUGGUGGGGCGUAUAUCUAUGUCCAUGCCAUCGCGGUAGAUCCCAAGCAUCAGGGUCGUGGUGCGGGAGCCAUGAUUGUUAAGCAGCUUGUCAACUUGAGCAAUGAUAGCAAUCUGCCCAUUUACUUGGAGUCGUCGGCGUCUGCCGAGGGGUUGUACAAGAAGAUGGGCUUUGUAAGGGUGCCGAAGGAGAAGGCGAGCGUGGUUCAUAGCAAGGAGGUAUUGGGAACGGAAACGGAUGUCGAGGUGCCGCUCAUGAUCAAGACCCCGGCGAGGACCGGCCUGUAAGGACGGACAAGGAAAAGGUUUAGUGAAGGAUGGAAAGGAAUGUAUCAGAACUGUUGAUGUGAUGUCAAGAGCGUGUACGAUUGAAAGGAUACAAUAAAUACCC